This is a messenger RNA of Austrofundulus limnaeus, 702 nucleotides long. Its product is annotated as Friend leukemia integration 1 transcription factor. The transcript has 4 exons. The record is from RefSeq and is a predicted model, not a curated record. Bases 1 to 702 code for a protein of 233 amino acids. NCBI's taxonomy places the organism in Eukaryota, Metazoa, Chordata, Actinopteri, Cyprinodontiformes, Rivulidae.
AUGGCGGCCCUGUUUCCUGAAGCACUUUCUGUGGUCAGUGAGGACCAGCCCAUAUUCGAGCCGCCCUACAGCGCCGCGCCCACCAUGCACAUGAAGAGCGAGAUGACCUCGCCCGGCAGCUACGGACAGGCCUCCAAACCCAGUCCAGAACCCGCCGAGUCCGAGUGGGGGGGCUCAGCGGCCCAGAACUCCGGGAAGAGAGGAGAGCAUGUCAACAGGACCAGCCGGGAGUCUCCGGUGGACUGCAGCGUCACCAAACGCUCCCGACACAUGAGCAGCGACGGGGCCCCCAUGCCAUACCAGGCCUCGUACCCGGAGCCCCGCGUCAGCCCCCAGACCGCCACACCACCGAGCAGCACCACUGAGGAGAAAAGGGUCAUUGUUCCAGCAGACUACAACAAACAAAACUACGACAAACCAGACAACAAGCCAAAGUUAGACAAACCAGACUACGACAAACUAGAGUAUGACAAACCAGACGACGACAAACCAGAGUACAAGAAACCAGACUGCGACAAACAAGACUACGACAAGCCAGACUACAACAAGCCAGAGUACGACAAACCAGAGUAUGACAAGCCGGAGUACGACAAACCAGAAAAUGACAAGCCAGAGUACGACAAACCAGACUGCGACAAACCAGACUACAACAAACCAGAGUAUGACAAACCAGACUACAACAAGCCAGGAUUGUUGAUUUGA